This is a messenger RNA of Pogona vitticeps (central bearded dragon), 1895 nucleotides long. It is a transcript of the gene TSPAN7, whose product is annotated as tetraspanin 7. Lineage: Eukaryota; Metazoa; Chordata; Lepidosauria; Squamata; Agamidae. Gene Ontology annotation, cellular component: plasma membrane. The record is from RefSeq and is a predicted model, not a curated record.
CUCCCCCCCCCUUCUCGCGCUCUCCCCCUCCCCCUGCCCAGAGCCAGCAGCCGGGAUUUCAGUAUUAUGGCAUCGAGGAGAAUGGAGACCAAACCCGUGAUAACGUGUCUGAAAACCCUCCUGAUCAUCUACUCCUUCGUUUUCUGGAUAACCGGUGUUAUCCUUCUUGCUGUUGGUGUCUGGGGGAAGCUGACUUUAGGCACCUAUAUCUCUCUUAUUGCUGAAAAUUCCACCAAUGCCCCAUAUGUUCUCAUCGGGACAGGUACCACAAUUAUUGUCUUCGGACUGUUUGGGUGUUUCGCAACAUGCCGCGGUAGCCCAUGGAUGUUAAAACUGUAUGCUAUGUUCCUGUCUCUGGUCUUCCUGGCUGAACUAGUGGCUGGCAUUUCAGGCUUUGUAUUUCGCCACGAGAUCAAGGACACUUUUCUUAGGACAUACACUGAAGCCAUCCAGAAUUACAACGGAAAUGAUGAGAAGAGUCGUGCAGUGGAUGACGUACAACAGAGUCUGAGCUGCUGUGGAGUCCAGAACUACACCAACUGGAACACCAGCCCAUAUUUUAAUGAGCACGGCAUUCCCCCAAGCUGCUGCAUGAAUUCCAGUGAUUGUAACCCUUUGGACCUCCGCAACAUGACCAUUGCUCCUACUAAAAUAAACCAGAAGGGCUGCUAUGAUCUCGUGACUAAUUUUAUGGAGACAAAUAUGGGAAUCAUAGCCGGAGUGGCUUUUGGAAUUGCAUUCUCACAGUUGAUUGGAAUGCUGUUGGCAUGCUGUCUGUCUCGAUUUAUUACUGCCAAUCAGUACGAGAUGGUGUAACAAGGGGUGUGAUGUACAGCGCCUGUUUUCAAUCAGGAACUGGAUAACUCUUGGAAGACUUCUUAAGAAUGUUAGAGCACACAUACACAACUACACAUCUGCAUACACACACAUAAAGCCACCAACUUCUAAACUCUGUACCAUGCGUAGUGUACCAUUCCGUGAAGUACUGUCGUGCCACAAAAGUAGCCUGAAUCAUUCAGCAUCCAGUACUGUACACUUCAUCCUGAAGGCUCUGCAUAUGAUGGCACUAUAUGUAUGUUCUUGGUCAGACUGUAGUUGCAUCGUAAAGUUAACAGAGGUAAUUCAUUAACAACAAUGACUGGGCUGUGCAUGUAGUGACAGGGGGGCGUAAUUAGCCUUUCACUAUGGUUAAUAAAUGUCGCACACAUCCAUAUUAAACCUGUAUACAAUAUAUAUAUAAAUAUAUAUAUAUAAUUUGGUUUAUUAAAUUUGUAAUUUCUUGGUUUUGUUUACUGCUUUACUAAGGUUUUUCAGUCUACCUACCCCCCUGAGAACAACUGCCCCAAAUAAGAAGAAAUCAAUUAUAGAACAUGUGCAAAUACUUGAAAAAAUGUCCAAAAUCUGCUCAAGGGAAAUUGUUCUUUUGAUGUUCUGCUGCAUCUUUGAUCUUUAAUCAAUGUUGUAGUGCGUAUGCCAACAGGCCUUUGUCUAGUGCAUUUUGCCUCUGAAUCUGAACCUGUGUAAUACUGUUACUAAGCUGUGUUGUUCGCUUAUUGUGAAGCCAGUAAUUUUUGCUUCCUUUUUAUUAAAUAAUUAUGAGUUAAUCAAUUUGUGCUGUAAAGCAACAUCAUCCCCCGCACCACUUUUUCCCCUUUCUUCUAUUCUCCUUUUGCAUUGAAGUUAUCACCAAGUACAUUGUCAAAUCAAUCAAACUUUAAAAAAAAAAUAACAGAGUGUGUGGAAUAUUUUUGGGGGUGGGCAGCAAAAGUUUAAGACCUUUUUAAAAAAAGAAGAAAAUUUUUUAAUAAGGCCUCUGUCUAGCAUGCCAACAAGAAUGCAUUGAUAUUGUGAGUAUUUGUGAUAUACAUAUUAAUAAAUGGAACCAUUACGGAUUC